AUGGCGCCGCACCCUGAGCGACCAUCUUCGUGGGAGGACGUGGAAGCAGGACAGAGGAACCUCGUUACUGCCACGGUGGAGGGAGAACGAGCUGACGUGGCAGGCGACGCAGAUGACGUGGUCAACCAAAAGGCACUCUCAGCCGAGCAGGCCAUCUUCCUGCGCUUAUCAGAAAUCGAAGAGGAUGAGAGGCGCAAGGUGCGGAAGAGACGUGCGCUGCUAGCAGGGGGGGCUGCGCUCAUCCUCCUCGCUCUCCUCAUAGCAGCAGCGGUCGCUAUUGGCGUGACAGCUAGCAAGAAAAAGUGUCAAGAAUCCGCGGACCAAUCCAGCAACGCCACGCCAGCAGACGCGAUGCUGACUCAGCAGCAGCAGGAGCAGCAGGGGGAGUUGGUAGGGACGGUGCAGAUUGGGGGAAGGUGGGGGGAUGUGAGCACUGUUGUUGCUAAGCUUGACAUUCAACCCAACACCAACGGCGUUAUCUCGGCAAACGGAGGAGGCGCCACCUCAUCAUGGGAUGCUGCCACGUGGCAGCCGUCUGGGGGUGCCGUGGAGGACACGUCAGCAGUGCAGCAGCUGGCGAAUCCGGAGCUGACACCUGUCGAUGGACGAGUGUUUGGCAUGGGAGUGGGGAGCGGGGCAACCACCGAUCCGUAUGACUACUUUGCAGACUCACCACCACCACCAUCAACACCAGCAGCAUCGCCACCACCCCCACCAUCACCAGCAGCACCAGCAUCGCCACCACCGUCACCACCAGCAGCAACCCAGGCGCCACCAGAAGCCCCAGGCGCAAAUUCGGGCUCCUCGGGACCUACGGAUAUCCUAAGCCGGAUUGCGGCGCUUAUCAAGCCUCCCGAUCUGUCAGUGCAAGGGGUGGACUUCCAAAACGGCCACCUGUCGGUAUCAGGCCCGGAUUCCUGGAGUUUCAGCCUCGAGCCGUUCAAGGAGGUCAGCCUGGAUCUGACGGCGCUGAUCAACGUCGCGGCGGUGGUGUCGAAUCCGAACCCCAUCGAAAUCAUCGCGCAGGAGGUCAACAUGGACGUCAGCUUCUACAGCGUCGACGUCGGCUACGCUAACAUUCCAGACUUCACACUCCCUGCCAACAGCAGCGCCACCAUCACUGUCCCCUUCAACAUAGAUAACUUCCCACUGCUCUCCUUCUCGGACCAGAGCCUUAUCACGGGCUCCAUUGCGAAUGGCGAGCUCGAGUUUCAGGUUGUGAUUAAUUUGAAGGCCAGGACUCGGAUCCUUCAGAGCCUCACACCAGCUUUCAAUGUUCAAUUGGUGUGUAACGCGGUGGUUAACCCUACACAAAAUAAUGUGCUUUCCAAGUCAUGCAGCACGAAUAUUGCCACAUGA
This is a messenger RNA of Closterium sp. Yama58-4, 1359 nucleotides long. The record is from the annotation of a GenBank genome assembly. Lineage: Eukaryota; Viridiplantae; Streptophyta; Zygnematophyceae; Desmidiales; Closteriaceae.